Molecule: messenger RNA, 1936 nt
Organism: Etheostoma spectabile (orangethroat darter)
Lineage: Eukaryota; Metazoa; Chordata; Actinopteri; Perciformes; Percidae
Gene: ass1
Product: argininosuccinate synthase 1
Exons: 16
Coding region: 263-1510 (415 amino acids)
Biological process (GO): urea cycle; L-arginine biosynthetic process
Cellular component (GO): cytoplasm
Molecular function (GO): ATP binding; argininosuccinate synthase activity
Source: RefSeq, a predicted model, not a curated record
UAAGGACAAUGUGAGUAACGGAUGAUGCAAUGUGAGUUGGACCAGUCAGACGACCGCAGCAGCAGCAGCCGCUGCUCUUCACUCUCCCUGACUGACCGACCGAUCAGCAGCGUGCCCGGAUAACGUUUAAUUAACAGUUCGCUAUUUAUCUCACAAAAGCCACUAUUUCGUCUUGGUCAUCCAUUUUUGGAUCUCUAACCAACCCUCACAGAUCUUCUCACAUUCCCGGAAGCUUCUCUACCUGUUGGACUGAACCCUCAUCAUGUCUAAAGGCACAGUGGUUCUGGCCUACAGCGGUGGAUUGGACACAUCCUGUAUUCUGGUUUGGCUGAAGGAACAGGGUUACGAUGUGAUUACGUACUUGGCCAACAUUGGGCAAGAUGAAGAUUUUGAAGCAGCCCAGAAAAAGGCAGAAAGCCUCGGUGCAAAGAAGGUUUUCAUUGAAGACCUGCGUUCAGAGUUUGUGGAGGACUUCAUCUGGCCCACAGUUCAGGCCAAUGCCGUCUAUGAGGACCGAUACCUGCUGGGCACUGCGGUAGCCCGGCCCUGCAUCGGCCGCCGUCAGGUCGAGAUUGCACGCAGGGAGGGCGCCCAGUUUGUCUCCCAUGGUGCAACAGGAAAGGGCAAUGACCAGAUACGUUUUGAGCUCACAUGCUACGCCCUCUAUCCCGAAGUUGAGAUCAUUGCACCAUGGAGGAUCCCUGAGUUCUACAACCGCUUCCGGGGGAGAAAAGACCUGAUGGAAUAUGCACAGAAACAUGGCAUCCCUGUGCCUGUCACUCCUCGGGCACCAUGGAGCAUGGACGCCAACCUCAUGCAUAUAAGUUAUGAGUCUGGCAUCCUGGAGAAUCCUAAGAGCCAUGCGCCGGCUGACCUGUACCUUAUGACCAAGAACCCAGAAGAUUCUCCCAACAUCCCUGAUGUACUGGAGAUAGAGUUCAGAAACGGAGUGCCUGUUAAGGUGACCAAUGAGAAGGAAGGCAAAUCCAAAGAUUCACCCCUGGAAAUCUUCUCAUACCUCAAUGAGAUUGGUGGAAAGCAUGGCGUUGGCCGGAUUGACAUUGUAGAGAACCGUUUCAUCGGCAUGAAGUCUAGAGGGAUAUAUGAAACACCAGGAGGCACAAUUCUGUUGAAGGCCCAUUUAGACAUUGAGACCUUUACCAUGGACAAAGAAGUACGUCGGAUCAAACAGGGACUGGGCAUCAAGUUCUCUGAACUCGUCUACAACGGUUUCUGGUACAGUCCAGAAUGCGAUUUUGUGCGACAUUGCAUAGCAAAGUCACAGGAUAAUGUGGAGGGCAAAGUGCAGCUGUCUGUCUUCAAGGGACAAGUCUACAUCCUGGGACGAGAGUCACCCAAGUCCCUUUAUAAUGAAGAGUUGGUCAGCAUGGACGUGCAGGGAGACUACGACCCAUGUGAUGCCUCUGGAUUCAUCAGGAUUAAUGCUGUCAGAUUAAGGGAACACCAUCGUUUGCAGGGUUUCUCCGGCAGCAACUGUGCCAAGGAGUAACUAUUGCAGUCCUGUGAACCAUCUUUCUUUCUUCCCUCCAUCUCUUUUUGCCAUGUCUUAAGCAGUAGUAGGUUUAGACUUUCUCCAUUCACUACCUUUGGCCUUACUCUUUCCUUUUAAAUACAUUCAAGGUGUCUAGCACACUAGCAAGCAGACUCUUACCUGUAAAAUGAUGACAUUUCUUCAGUGGUGAAGAGUGGAGGAAGGAAAAAUCUACAAAGUAUGGUAUAAUGCCAGUAAAAUAGUUAGAAACAGGUGUAGAGAUGAUUUUUAGCUAUACUGUGAGUAAGGAUUAGUAUGCAUUUCUAAGUAUUGUAUUCACUGAGUUUGUCUUUGCAUCAGUAGGUCAGCCCUUGAACACAAAUAUUUAAACUAGGAUCUCUUUGUUUCAAAAAUAAAAUGAUUGAAAUAAAAGAGUGAAUUGUG